AAAGAAAACCCCGCAGAAAGCAAUUCGAGUGCUAUUUAUCAUGUUGUUUGCCAUUUAUCACACAAGUGAAAUAUUAUUUGUCAAAUUUUCGCCCACGUAUUUCCAGUAUACGCCCUUAAAAAUGAGCGCCGAGAGUGCGGUCGAGUUGUUUGGUAUAGGAUGUGGUGUCUAUACCGUAGGGCUGGUACUCAACAUAAUCUAUUCGUAUAGGUUCCAAAUUGAAACACUAUUAACUGGACAUGGUGCAUUAAUAGUAAUUGGGCAUAUAUUGCUGAUAUUUGCCCGAAACAAUCUAACUCUAGUAUAUAUCGCAAAUUGUGUAUGUGCCAUGGGCAUUUCGUUCAUGUAUGCGGGCAUAUUUGCUAUGGCUGAACAUUAUAUGAAUAUGACCGACACAUUAGCCUCGAUGUUUUUUCUGUUUCGCGGUGUAUUUGUUCUGACCACUUCAUUUGCUGUGGGCCGUCUACAAUCAACACAAUAUAUUGAGUGCGAGUCCAGCUGUAUAGACACUCAUCGAUAUGGUGUACAACUCGGUCGCACUCUCGGCGCUCAGCCUAAGGGGCGAGUACUGGGCGUAAGUGACCAGAAAUCUGCUGAAUGUAAUCUCGAACGUAAUGUAAAUGGCAAAAAACAGGCCAAACAGCACCCUCAUCAGUUUACGCGGUGUCUCCUUCCUAUUAAACAAUUUUUGUUUCAAUUUUUUCACAUCAUUAUCGACCUCAUCGUUUCAAUCUCUCCGACAACGUAUGGCUUCAGCGCUACCGUCGAUAGGACUGCGCCGAUACCAAAGGACAGCUCAAACAUUUGCAUUAUGGGUACUUUACUGCCCCUCCAGAGCUCAAACAUCCAAACCGAUGAAGUGCUCGCGUAUAUUGAGGUGCCAAACCCUAAAACAAACGCACAGAUAUACAGCACCCAUAGGUAUGGCGAUAGGGGUAUGACUGCAGCCGCGACCGUCAAGAAUGCAAAGAAUAUAGCCAUCAGUAACUGUCGGCUCAUUGCCCAGAAUAUAGCCACAUGUUUCAAACGUAGUAAAAAG
Messenger RNA from Medioppia subpectinata, 1039 nucleotides. The record is from the annotation of a GenBank genome assembly. Lineage: Eukaryota; Metazoa; Arthropoda; Arachnida; Sarcoptiformes; Oppiidae.